ACCAUCUUACAGUCUCGAAUAGCAACGAACAUAGCAUGAUUAAUAUUUUCAUGAACCUACCAAACUUUCAAAUUUCCAGAACAUAAUUUCACAAAACACCCCGGUGGUCUAAAAUGCCGAAGAGGCCCCGGGAUGAAGCCGAUUUCAAUGGAAGUGAGGGCAACUCAGAGGCUAAUAAGAGGCGAAACUUCGACCCAGCUAUCGAGACAAACGAACAGGCCCUUGCAUUGUUACUCAAUCAAGCCGAGAACCUCAUUGAACACCUCCGGAAACUUCAGAAAGCCUCCUCUUCAGGAGUCUCAGUAGCGGUGGUUUCCCAGGGACAGCUGCUCCAGGAUCUUCAAAGCGCGAGCACAGUGAUUCUUCCUGCAGUUAGGUUGCUGGCGAAAGAUGGAGUAAAUACUCACCAAGUAAAGGAUGUUGCCCGUGAUGGCUCAUCACGUGAGAAUAUCUCGGGCGCUGCAUUAUUACAGACACCGACCUCUGGCACGGCUGGCUCGCAAUCCACACAGCCGCGAGCCUCGCAGGUGUCGUCUGUAUCGGCGCCACCCGUGCCCUCUCCCCUCUUACUCACACCUUUCCAAGCAGAGAAUAUAGCUUCGUCUUUACCACCUCUGCCCCCAAUACUGGACCAAACGCUAGAGACGGCCGUGUUCACCCACGCGGGGAUGGCCAAAAUUCAGAAGUCGCAGCUCAGCUAUGACCGCCUUGAAUGGCUUGGGGACGCGUAUUCGGAGCUGAUUUCCUCUACUCUUCUCUUCAGCACUUUUGGUCGUGCUAGCCCUGGUCGCCUGUCACAGCUCCGAGAACUCCUUAUCUGCAACUCUAACCUAGGAAAGUAUGCGGCCAAGUAUGGCCUCAUGCAACGGGUACAUCUUUCAGAAGAAUUCAAGAAUUCCAAGGAUGCAAAAAAGAUACCUGGUGAUGUCUUUGAGGCAUAUGUUGCUGCCGUGAUUCUCUCUGACCCGGAAAAUGGUCUGCGUCGGGCGGGAGAAUGGCUCAAAGCCCUCUACAGCAUGACCAUCAAAGAUCAGAUUCGAGAAUUGUCCAGAAAACCGGAAAUGCGGCAUAUCGUCGAAAUGGACAGAGAGCAAAAAGUUCCCAUCGAAGAAGAGGUUCCACCGAAACAACGGCUCUCGACAUUGAUUGCUGUUCAAGGGGUAAAGCUGAGGUACGAAGACGAUAAGGGUGGUCCGAAAAAGGACAAGUACAAUAACCGGUUAAAUGUCUUUACGGUCAAUCUAUACCUAGAUGGCUGGGGCGAGAAGAACAAAUGGCUUGGAAAGGGCACCGACCUGAACAAGAAGGUGGCCGGUCAGAAGGCAGCACAGAUGGCAUUAGACAAUGCCAGUCUGAUGAAGAAGUACCGUGAUAAGAAGCUCGCUUUUCUAGCGGCACGUGACGAGGAAGGGGCCGAGAAUGACAAUGUCGACUCGGAAUAAAGUGAAGAUUUAACCACAGCGAGGAUCAUCUGGCUAUAUUUGCUUUUAUCUUUUAAUUUGAACGGGGUCCUGUCCCAGGAUCCAGCUGAUUGCUGUUCAAUGUACGGAGAGAAUGUCUUGGGGGC
This is a messenger RNA of Sodiomyces alkalinus F11, 1567 nucleotides long. RefSeq names its product ribonuclease III. The record is from RefSeq and is a predicted model, not a curated record. Lineage: Eukaryota; Fungi; Ascomycota; Sordariomycetes; Glomerellales; Plectosphaerellaceae. Gene Ontology annotation, molecular function: ribonuclease III activity; double-stranded RNA binding. Gene Ontology annotation, cellular component: nucleus. The coding region runs from base 114 to 1442 and encodes 442 amino acids. The transcript has 2 exons. Gene Ontology annotation, biological process: rRNA processing; primary miRNA processing; regulation of gene expression.